This is a messenger RNA of Dipodomys spectabilis (banner-tailed kangaroo rat), 4440 nucleotides long. RefSeq names its product protein phosphatase 2 regulatory subunit B'gamma (gene Ppp2r5c). Gene Ontology annotation, biological process: protein dephosphorylation; signal transduction. Lineage: Eukaryota; Metazoa; Chordata; Mammalia; Rodentia; Heteromyidae. Gene Ontology annotation, cellular component: nucleus; protein phosphatase type 2A complex; cytosol. Bases 67 to 1806 code for a protein of 579 amino acids. The record is from RefSeq and is a predicted model, not a curated record. Gene Ontology annotation, molecular function: protein phosphatase activator activity. The transcript is spliced from 16 exons.
GGGCGCUGCUGCGGCGGGGGCAGGCGGCGGCGGCGGCAGGGGCGGCGGCGGCGGUCCGCACCAGCCAUGCCGAAUAAAAACAAGAAGGAGAAAGAACCACCAAAACCGGGGAAAAGUGGGAAAAGUUCAAAAGAAGGACAAGACACGGUAGACACAGAGCAGAUUCCCAGCAGGAAAAAUAGCAUUGCGUCUGUCCAGUCCUCAACAUCUACUAAAAUGAAAGUACCAGCCCCUCAGCCAGUCAUGAAGAAAGACAAACGGCAAAAUUCUUCUCGGUUUAAUGCCAGCAAUAAUAGAGAACUGCAAAAACUACCAUCUUUAAAAGAUGUUCCUCCUGCAGAUCAAGAGAAGCUUUUUAUCCAGAAGUUACGUCAGUGUUGUGUCCUCUUUGACUUUGUUUCUGACCCACUGAGUGACCUAAAGUGGAAGGAAGUAAAACGAGCUGCUUUAAGUGAAAUGGUAGAAUAUAUCACCCAUAAUCGGAAUGUGAUCACAGAGCCCAUUUACCCGGAAGUAGUCCAUAUGUUUGCAGUUAACAUGUUUCGGACCUUGCCACCUUCCUCCAAUCCUACGGGAGCAGAAUUCGACCCAGAGGAGGAUGAGCCAACGUUAGAAGCAGCCUGGCCUCAUCUUCAGCUUGUUUAUGAAUUUUUCUUAAGAUUUUUAGAGUCUCCAGAUUUCCAGCCUAAUAUCGCAAAGAAAUAUAUUGACCAGAAGUUUGUACUGCAGCUUUUAGAGCUCUUUGACAGCGAGGAUCCUCGGGAGAGAGAUUUUCUAAAAACAACCCUUCACAGAAUCUAUGGAAAGUUCUUAGGCCUGAGAGCUUACAUCCGAAAACAGAUAAAUAAUAUAUUUUAUAGGUUUAUUUAUGAAACAGAGCAUCAUAAUGGCAUAGCAGAAUUACUGGAAAUAUUGGGAAGUAUAAUUAAUGGAUUUGCCUUACCACUCAAAGAAGAGCACAAGAUUUUCUUAUUGAAGGUGUUACUACCUUUGCACAAAGUGAAAUCCCUGAGUGUCUACCAUCCCCAGCUGGCGUACUGUGUUGUGCAGUUUUUAGAAAAGGACAGCACCCUCACCGAGCCAGUGGUAAUGGCACUUCUCAAAUACUGGCCAAAGACUCACAGUCCAAAAGAAGUAAUGUUCUUAAAUGAACUAGAGGAGAUUCUAGAUGUAAUUGAACCGUCGGAAUUUGUGAAGAUCAUGGAGCCCCUUUUCCGGCAGUUAGCCAAAUGUGUCUCCAGCCCGCACUUCCAGGUGGCAGAGCGAGCACUGUACUACUGGAACAACGAGUACAUCAUGAGUCUGAUCAGUGACAAUGCAGCAAAGAUCCUGCCCAUCAUGUUUCCAUCCUUGUACCGCAACUCAAAGACCCAUUGGAACAAGACCAUACAUGGCCUGAUAUACAAUGCCCUGAAACUCUUCAUGGAAAUGAACCAGAAGCUCUUUGACGACUGUACUCAACAGUUCAAAGCAGAGAAACUAAAAGAGAAGCUAAAGAUGAAAGAGCGAGAAGAAGCAUGGGUUAAAAUAGAAAAUCUAGCCAAAGCGAAUCCCCAGUACGCAGUGUAUAGUCAAGCCAGCACCAUGAGCAUUCCGGUUGCAAUGGACACAGAUGGGCCUCAGUAUGAAGAUGUGCAGGUGCUGAGAAAGACAGGGAGCGACGAGGCUCAUCAGGCCCAGAAAGAUCUGAAGAAGGACCGUCCUCUUGCGCGCCGCAAGUCCGAGCUGCCCCAGGACCCUCUCACCAAGAAAGCCUUGGAAGCUCACUGCAGGGCCGACGAGCUGCUCUCCCAGGACGGGCGCUAGGCUGGCGCAGCGUCGGCCCGGCCUGCCCGUCUCUUCUGGAUUCUGUAGAAAAUACAUACUGUGUGUGCCACACCCGUCAGCUCCACUCAGAGCUUCCUUCCACCCCGUUCUGUAGGCGACCACGCGCACCUGCCUCAGCUCGAGAUGAGGAGUUCAAACAAUGGUGGUUCUCAGACCCCACGGGCCAGGCUGGGGUGGGGGGGAGGGCGGGUGACAGUGUCCCCACGAGGUCCUACCCUCCCCAGCAUCACCCUCAGUAAGACUGUCACCAAACCAGAGCUGUAGGAAAGCACCCUGGCCCUCAUGCCCCUGCUCCACACACACAGCAUUCGUGACCCUUCCAGAUAGGUGGCUCUGCGGUAGUUCCAAUGUUCUGCAGAUCAGAGGAACACUUGGAAAAGUACCGCCUACCUUUACGACUGCACAGCCUUUCAGAUGCUCCCACAGGUGGCUAGGCCCGCGUUUUUGUCUGUGUGAUCUCGCGGGUUGGCUCUCCGCUUUCAUGUUCUCGAGCCUCCCGGAAAGUGUCGUGACAAUCCUGGCGCUGGCCAUGCCUGCCGAGGUGUCCUUCACCCUGCUUCCCCCACGCACGCCAGGCCCUGCUGCUCUCGUCUACCGAAAGCCAUAUUUCCCAGUCUGUGCCAGCACCAGGGUUCCGAGGGAAGCUCGCGCCAGGCAGUCCUUCCAAAAGCUUUCUCUGUCACCUUGACUGGAUUGGAAUUUUUCAAUUAUGUGCUCAUAUUUUUAUUUACAGAAUCAGUUUUUUUUUUCAUCUACUUACACAUUGGGUACCCUUCCACAAGACUCUUGAAGUGAUACAGUUACAGUGUCUAAGAACCUCAUACUUCCAGGGGGAAGUUGGAAGGAGUCUGGCGCUUGGCCUAUGGCAAGCUGCGGCCUCCGCCUUUGGGAUAACUGUGGGCCGGCCAGGCCCCGCCCCACCCCCAGCUCACCGGCUCCUUUGGGGGGGAAGGGGAGGGAGAAGCAGUGGGGGGUGUCGGGGAGUGGCCUGCGCUCUGUGAGGAAGGGGCACACGCACCAGCUGCGGAAGGAAAAUGCGGUGUCUUGAGUUUUCACUGUCUUCAUAAUGCUGCUAUAUAUUUCCCAGAAUUCUUGCAUGGAUUAAGCUUUUGUUUUAGAUGGGAUAGCACGAGGAGAAUUCCUUUAAACUUAGUGCUUUUGUCUAUUCUUUAUUUCUCUCAGGGUGGCCAGUAUUUUGACUUACUUAUCCUGCUUGAAAGCUACUUGAGAUGUGCACUGCUGUUCUGAACAGUGACUUAGUUUCUUUCGUCUCUGGCAUAUACAUAUAUAAAUACAUAUAUAUAAAACUUAAUGUUAAAUGUCUUGAUGCAUAAGAGAUAAAAUGUGGCUUCUUUUAGGAUCUGUUUUUAAUCGUGGUCUCGGGUAUCCAUAAAAAGAUGGUGAAAUCCAACAUUGCCCCUUGGGCGGCCUCAGUGCCUGCUGCCCGGCUUUCCUUGCGGUCCACUGAAGAUGCUUCUUUGCUGAGUCUGGGAGGAGCGCGCCCUGCGGGGAGGGGAGAGGCCGCCUGUGCUGAGGGUCAGCACCGGCUGGGCCUGGCGGGGCGGCUGACAGGGGGCCGGGCCUGGUCAGAACACUUCCUGAGAAACUUGACAAGUAUCUAUCCAUUUUACCAUUAUGAAAUCUAUAAUUUAAAAACAAGUUGAGAUGCCUUCUCCUUUUGAGGGAAAAAGGGUGCUUUUUAUUGUAUAAAGCAGCGUCUUAUGUAUUUUGAUAUACCAUUGUUUGAACUUCCGUCUUUAGCUGAUAGAUUCUCAGAGGCCCCUGACCGGGGUGCUGAGGAGGUGGGGCUCCCCUCGGCCCUAGGGGAGAAUGGAGAUAUCAGUGUCGGGUGAUUGUGUAAAGCUCAACGUAUAAAAACAUCUUCUGGUCUAGGUUUUAUUUCUGCUCUUUAUUGAAGACAAACAUUCACCAAUAAGGGGAAGAAAAGCAGUUUUGAGAGAAACUAAUUUUCUUGGACAAGAGUAUUGCUUAAUAUUUUGGCCUAUUAAAGUUACCUAAUUAGUACUCGGAUUCCCUGUGCGAAUGGUUCAGCUUAUAUAUAUAUAUAUCAUACUGAGAUACUGUUCACUCUGUACCAAACAGAUUUCAGAAGUACUGCGUUGAAAAUAAACUGGUGACUGUUUUUCUUCAUAAAGUUCUGCAUUUGGCAUCGUCACUCUUCCCAGAAAUGUAUCUGUGCAUCAAAUGUCACAGUUCCCAGUGUCUUCUUAGUGUGGCUUUAGGAUGGCUUCCUUUUAAUAUUGUACAUACAUUGUAUCUUUGUUUUAUGGUAAUAAGUAAUAAAAAUGUAGACUUCAUAUUUUGUACAAAAAUGUCCUAUGUACAGAAUAAAAAAAGUUCAUAGAAACAGCAAAAAUAGGUAAGUGGCACAAUUAUUUUUUUUCUUUAGGAAAUACCUGUAACUUUAUGCUUUCGUGAAAUGUUAAGUACCUACAUAUUUUUUAACAUUUUGUAAUUCAGAACUUUUUGUUUUGACAUUGUUUAUGAAGAGGAACUUCAUACACCUGCCACUUAAUAUGCUCUUUUACCUAAUUUUAAAGAACUCUUAAAACGGUGUAUUAUAUGAACUAAAUAAAGAACAUGUGAAUUUUA